AUGUCCUUCGCAGCUCAAGUUGUCAGCAGCCUAACAGGCUCGAGCCCGACAGUGUACGACCUGGUUGUGGUCGGUAGUGGAUUUGCCGGGUCUAUGACCACCUUGAACUUCCUGGAGGAGUGCAAAAAACUCGGUAAGAAUGGAAAGGUGGCCCUGAUCGAGGCUGGCAAAGAUGGCGAGAGGUGUGGUGCCAGUAGAUGGACCAUGGCAUACCUGCGCCUCGACAAGGACAACCAGUUCGACACAGAUUGGAAGAAUGAGAUGGCGCGCGUGAGCGAGGGUCUCGCCGACCAAGAUUAUUGCCUCAAAAUGGAGAAGGAAGUCCCCAUUUCCGUCCAAUAUCUGAUUGACCACGGUGUGAAGUUCAAUCAUCACGAUGAAAAGAAUGUCUUCCUGGAAUUUAACACCGAUCAGCAUUUCGUCUUCCCUGAGGGUGGCGGCCAUGCGAUCAUCAAUGCUCUCUUUGGCCACAUCCGUAAAUUCGACAAUGUCAAUAUCAUGUGGGAGACUCAAGCAGAACAGUUGUUGACGGAAGAGGAUGGCUCCAUCUGCGGAGUCAAGGUCCGAAAACCAGAUGGACGCCUUUCAAAGGUCUUGGGAAAGAAGGUCAUGUUGGCCUGUGGUGGGUUUGAAGGCAACCGAGAAAUGCUAGGAAGAUAUGUCGGUCCCAGGACCGAGCACCUGGAACUCAUCGCUCCCGGGCUCAAGUACAACACCGGGUUCGGUCUGAAGAUGGGUUUGGACGUCGGUGCUGCUGUGGCGGGCUCCAUGAGCGGCAUGCACUGUGAACUCGUGGACACCCGCGCGACAAAACCAGACGCUGUAAUUUGGGGCCACGGCUUCGGAAUCGUUGUCAACGAGCAUUGCCAACGCUUCUACGACGAGGGCCAACGCCAUCUAUUUGCCACGUUCGAGAUGAUCGCCCUCGAGACCUGGCGAGACCAGAACCAGAAGGCCUACUUCGUUACAGAUAAGCCCAUCAUGGACCGGUUCCGUCCGGGCUGGGUCUACGAUACCACCGACAAAGAACCUGAGCAGAGCGACACGAUUGAAGGACUUGCAGAAAAGCUCGGACUCGAUCCCAAGGCAUUGAAGAAGACGGUAGACGAGUUCAAUGCAGCGAUCAACGACAAUGAGUUCGACCUCAUGAAACUGGAUGGCAAGCGUACACACGGGCUCUCGCCAGACAAGACAAACUGGGCGUCGCCCAUCAAAGAGGCGCCAUUUUACGGCUACCCCAUGAAAGCACAACUCACGUUCACCUACGGUGGCCUUAAGUGCGAUUUGGACUCGAAGGUCCUCUCGACGACCGGAGCUCCUAUCCCGGGCCUCUACGCAGCCGGUGAACUCAGCGGGCUAUUCUACAAUGAAGUGAGUUUCCCUCAUCCCAAUGCUCAUCAACAUGGAUGGAAAUCCCCCAGAUCAGAUGCUAACUUCCAUGUCAACAGUGUAAGUCAGAACGAGCACUACGUUCGAGCCAGAUCAGAUGUUGGGGUUCGAGCGCACUGA
Messenger RNA from Exophiala bonariae, 1509 nucleotides. RefSeq lists its product as uncharacterized. The record is from RefSeq and is a predicted model, not a curated record. Lineage: Eukaryota; Fungi; Ascomycota; Eurotiomycetes; Chaetothyriales; Herpotrichiellaceae. The transcript is spliced from 8 exons. The coding region runs from base 1 to 1509 and encodes 502 amino acids.